AUGAAGUUUAGCACUUUAUACCACUGUGCUCUGUAUAUCCUGAGUCUGGCACUGCUUGUUGCUGGGAAUGUCCACCCAGAAUGUGAUUUUAUGACAGAGCUGAAGAAAAAGGAGGCUGAAUGUCUAGAGGACCCAGAAGAGCAUGGAAAUGCAACAUCAGCAGGUUGCAAGAGAGCUUGGGACAAAUUACUGUGCUGGCCAGAGGCAGAUGCUGGAGACACUCUUGCCUUACCAUGUCCAAACAUCCUCUUUCACUUCAUGAAGGAUCCAGCUGGGAUAGUAAAAAGGAACUGCACAAAGAAAGGCUGGUCUGACCCAUUCCCUCCCUAUCAUAUCGCUUGUCCAGUAGAAGAAGAAAUUCCACUUGACAAAAAAUCCUACUUUUCUACUAUAAAGAUCAUCUACACUGUAGGGUACAGUGUAUCUAUCACCUCACUCAUUAUUGCCGUGACAGUUCUUAUUGCAUUCAGGAGGCUUCGCUGUCCCAGAAAUUAUAUCCAUGUACAGCUCUUUUUUACUUUUAUCUUGAAAACUAUUGCCAUCUUCAUUAAGGAUGCUGUCCUUUUCCAAGAGGAAGACAUUGAUCAUUGCAGCUUCUCUACAACUGAAUGCAAGAUCUCAGUUGUUUUCUGUCACUACUUCAUGAUGACCAAUUUCAUGUGGCUGCUAGUAGAGGCUCUUUACCUAAACUGUCUACUACUUUCUUCACUUUCUCAUGGAAGAAGAUAUUUUUGGUGGCUUGUUCUCUUUGGCUGGGGUUUUCCAAUGCUUUUCACCCUUAUAUGGAUAUUAGCAAAAGUCUACUUUGAAGACACAGCAUGCUGGGAUAUUAAUCAAGGCUCUCCUUACUGGUGGUUAAUCAAAGGACCUAUUAUAAUUUCUGUUGGGGUCAAUUUUGUCCUAUUUAUUAACAUCAUCAGAAUUUUGCUGAAAAAACUAGACCCUAGGCAAACCAACUUCAAUAACUCUUCUCAGUACAGACGUCUCUCAAGGUCAACUCUGCUUCUAAUUCCAUUAUUUGGAACCCAUUAUAUUGUCUUCAACUUUCUUCCGGAAUACACCAGCCCAGGGGUUCGGCUUUACUUAGAGCUCUGCAUUGGAUCUUUUCAGGGGUUUAUUGUAGCAGUUCUUUACUGUUUCCUGAACCAAGAGGUCCAAACGGAAAUUGGACGGAGGUGGCAUGGUAAGAAAUAUGGACUUAUGCCAGUGUGGAGAAGGACGAGAUGGACUGUGCCAUCCAGUUCUGGAGUAAAAAUGACCACGUCUGUGUGCUAAAGAUGGCCUCAGGAUCUGGAGUAAUCAUAUAUAAAAGCCUAAUUAGGAAAAAAAAGUAACCAACCAACCAAACUAAAAAACCCACCAAACAUAAUAAUUGCAGUUUAUACU
This is a messenger RNA of Neopsephotus bourkii (Bourke's parrot), 1386 nucleotides long. RefSeq names its product growth hormone releasing hormone receptor (gene GHRHR). Gene Ontology annotation, molecular function: growth hormone-releasing hormone receptor activity; growth factor binding; G protein-coupled peptide receptor activity. Gene Ontology annotation, cellular component: plasma membrane. The transcript is spliced from 13 exons. Bases 1 to 1275 code for a protein of 424 amino acids. Gene Ontology annotation, biological process: positive regulation of cell population proliferation; adenylate cyclase-activating G protein-coupled receptor signaling pathway; cell surface receptor signaling pathway. NCBI's taxonomy places the organism in Eukaryota, Metazoa, Chordata, Aves, Psittaciformes, Psittacidae. The record is from RefSeq and is a predicted model, not a curated record.